Morone saxatilis (striped sea-bass) is the source of this 1667-nucleotide messenger RNA. RefSeq names its product tubulin, beta 6 class V (gene tubb6). The record is from RefSeq and is a predicted model, not a curated record. Gene Ontology annotation, molecular function: GTP binding; structural constituent of cytoskeleton; GTPase activity. Lineage: Eukaryota; Metazoa; Chordata; Actinopteri; Moronidae. Gene Ontology annotation, cellular component: microtubule; cytoplasm. Gene Ontology annotation, biological process: microtubule cytoskeleton organization; mitotic cell cycle.
CACAUAAAUUUGUCCCCCGGGCUGUGUUGGUCGACCUGGAACCAGGAACCAUGGACAGCGUGCGCUCAGGAGCCUUCGGACAACUCUUCAGACCAGACAACUUCAUCUUUGGUCAGACAGGUGCGGGGAACAACUGGGCCAAAGGUCACUACACAGAGGGGGCAGAGCUCGUGGACUCGGUCCUGGACAUAGUGAGGAAGGAGUGUGAGCACUGCGACUGUCUCCAGGGUUUCCAGCUCACUCACUCCCUGGGAGGGGGCACCGGCUCCGGCAUGGGCACCCUGCUGAUCAGCAAGAUCCGAGAGGAGUACCCAGAUCGGAUCAUGAACACCUUCAGCGUCAUGCCCUCACCUAAGGUGUCUGACACCGUGGUUGAGCCCUACAACGCCACUCUGUCGGUCCACCAGCUGGUUGAAAACACAGACGAGACCUACUGCAUCGACAACGAGGCCCUGUACGACAUCUGCUUCCGCACUCUUAAACUCACGACGCCCACCUACGGCGACCUCAACCACCUGGUGUCGGCCACCAUGAGCGGCGUGACGACCUCGCUCCGUUUCCCCGGGCAGCUCAACGCAGAUCUCCGUAAGCUGGCCGUCAACAUGGUGCCUUUCCCCAGACUCCACUUCUUCAUGCCAGGAUUCGCUCCUUUGACGGCCCGGGGGAGCCAGCAGUACCGAGCGCUCACAGUUCCCGAGCUCACCCAACAGAUGUUCGAUGCCAGAAACAUGAUGGCGGCCUGCGACCCUCGCCACGGGCGAUACCUGACCGUCGCCACCGUCUUCCGCGGGCCCAUGUCCAUGAAGGAGGUGGAUGAGCAGAUGCUGAACGUCCAGAACAAGAACAGCAGCUACUUCGUGGAGUGGAUCCCCAACAAUGUCAAGGUGGCCGUCUGCGACAUCGCUCCCCGGGGGCUUAAGAUGGCCGCCACCUUCAUCGGCAACAGCACGGCCAUCCAGGAGCUGUUCAAGAGGAUCUCUGAGCAGUUUUCGGCCAUGUUCCGCCGAAAGGCUUUCCUGCACUGGUUCACGGGCGAGGGCAUGGACGAGAUGGAGUUCACAGAGGCGGAGAGCAACAUGAACGACCUGGUGUCCGAGUACCAGCAGUACCAGGAGGCCACCGCCAACGACGGCGAGGAGAACUUUGAGGACGAGGAGGACGAGAUUGUUGAGUAAGGAGACCGAACAAGACUGGAGCUGGAAUGCAGAGCGGCAGCUGGACGAGCCAAUCAGAGAGAACGAAGACAACUUCAGCCCAAUCAAUUAAAGGCAGAGGCGGAUUAACACCUGGAGACACAAAGAAAUUCCUCCAACAUAAAUGCUUCCUGUCUGAUGUGUGAAUUAUUAAUAGUCAGGAUCACUGGUGUAGAAUAUGUCUACAGUUUAAAUUUAACAUCAACUCCCCAAACUGAAGUUUUUUUUUGAAUAAUUCUGAAAAUGAGCAGUUUUUGAACCCUAAAUGUGAAAAAAAUGUGUUUAUUAAUUAUUGUCAGUGUUGCUACGACACCGAGUUCAGUCAAAUAAAUGAUGAGGGUUUAAAAAAGCACACAUACAGAAAAUGAAAUACAGUAAAACAACCUUUUGAGACCUGCAGUGUGUUAUACUUUUUAUUUGGAAAAAGUUCAAUUUAUCUUGUUCAUGUACGAUUAAAGCGAACAGCAUCCUGGA